This is a messenger RNA of Hibiscus syriacus, 1156 nucleotides long. RefSeq names its product cytokinin riboside 5'-monophosphate phosphoribohydrolase LOG5-like. The record is from RefSeq and is a predicted model, not a curated record. Gene Ontology annotation, biological process: cytokinin biosynthetic process. The transcript is spliced from 7 exons. The coding region runs from base 202 to 876 and encodes 224 amino acids. Gene Ontology annotation, cellular component: nucleus; cytosol. Gene Ontology annotation, molecular function: hydrolase activity, hydrolyzing N-glycosyl compounds. Lineage: Eukaryota; Viridiplantae; Streptophyta; Magnoliopsida; Malvales; Malvaceae.
GUAAGAUUUUGACAAGAAGAGUCAAUUUUCUUUGGUGGGAGUCUAUUUAUAAAUAGGGGGCCGUAGCCUGUUUCAUAGCCACUUUGUCCAAAGUGAAGCAAAAGAGCUUGCUUGCACCAAUGCACCAUCUAUCACUCUCUAGAGCCCACCUUAGUAUAAGAGUAAGCAAAUAAGGGAAACUUGACUAGAAUCUUUGGAGAUAUGGAACUGGAAGGGAAAGUUGUGAAAUCAAGAUUCAAGAGAGUAUGUGUGUUUUGCGGGAGCAGUAGUGGCAAGAGGAAAUGUUAUAGAGAUGCUGCUAUUGAAUUAGCCAAAGAAUCGGUGUCAAGAAAGUUGGACCUUGUUUAUGGAGGAGGGAGUAGCGGGUUGAUGGGUUUGGUUUUACAAGCUGUUCACCAUGGUGGAGGCAAUGUUCUUGGUAUCAUUCCAAGAACUCUGAUGAGCAAAGAGAUAUGUGGUGAGACUGUUGGGGAAGUGAGGCUAGUAGCCGACGUGCGCCUAAUGAAGGCAGAAAUGGCCAGCCAUUCUGAUUGUUUCAUAGCCUUACCAGGUGGCUAUGGAACUUUGGAGGAGUUAUUGGAAGUCAUAACUUGGGCUCAGUUGGGUAUCCAUGACAAGCCUGUGGGUUUGCUUAAUGUUGACGGCUAUUAUAACUAUUUACUUACUUUCAUCGACAAAGCCGUGGAUGAUGGCUUUAUCAAACCUUCCCAACGCCAUAUCUUUGUCUCUGCACCAAAUGCUAAAGAACUGGUUCAGAAGCUUGCGGAGUACGUGCCUCUGCAUGAUGGAGUCGUUGCCAGGGCAAGUUGGGACGCUGAGAAGCAGCAACAGCUGGCUUUCACUGCUAUUACUUUAGAGACUGAGAUCACUCUAUAAAGGAGAAGACACGAAAACAAAAAAGGAAACCAAAAAAAAGGUGGGGAAAAAGAUGUUUUAGGCUCUUAGUCUUAGCUUUUUACUCUGGUCAUGUACACCUACCAUGCCAUUUACAAUUUGGUAAGAUUUGAAUGACAAGGAGAUAAAGAAGACAGAUGACAGAAGUGGGUUUGGUGUUAAAAGAGGUAAGCUAAGUUCAUUAUUUGGACAUUUAAGCUGUAUUUUGGUAUCCUAUCCACCCUAAAACCAUGUACAAUAUAUAGGUAGAAAUCUAAUGAAU